This is a messenger RNA of Pelodiscus sinensis (Chinese soft-shelled turtle), 1472 nucleotides long. The record is from RefSeq and is a predicted model, not a curated record. NCBI's taxonomy places the organism in Eukaryota, Metazoa, Chordata, Testudines, Trionychidae.
UAAUGGGAUCAGUUCUCUCUCCCUAAUGAGUCUUGACAAGCUCCGUGCUUUGGGAAUUACUGUAUUUAGGCCAGUAAAGCUUAGACAAUCUAGGUGGGCUACACAGACAUUUAGAAUACACAUACGAUUAUUUCCUGGUAAGAGGCUAAAAUAGAGUCAUCAGAAUGUAAGUCAUAAUCAACAGCAGGGAAUUGUACCGGGCUUGUCAGCUAUUGUACAGCAAUCACACGGUCCCACAGAGAACAGAAUCUAUGUUGAAACUAUCAGCAAGGUGUCACUGUGCAGAUCAUACUGAAAAGCUUCGUGAAUUAAAAUUCGCAACAACUUCUUCACUCCAGCUCCAGCUGUAACCGGCAACAGACACUCUGUUCUCCUGGAAUCUUAUAAUGAGCUUGCAGAUGUCUCCCCAGAAUGCCUUGCUUUCCAACUCAGCGCAGAUAGGAAUUUUGGCUUCCAUACUUUUCCUCCUUAUUUGCUGGCUCAUACGAGACAGUCUUAUUGUGAAAGACCUGAAUGGAAAGCAUGUCUUCAUAACUGGAUGUGACAGUGGGUUUGGGAACUUGCUGGCUAAACAACUUGACCGAAGAGGAUUCCACGUCAUUGCUGCAUGUCUGACAGAAAAGGGAAGCCAAGAACUCCUGGCCUGCACAUCCCUCUCACUGAAAACUGUGAUACUGAACUUAACUGACUCCAGCAGCAUUGAUAAUGCAGUGGAGUUUGUGAGACAAGAGACAGAUGGCGAAAGCCUCUUUGGCUUGGUAAAUAAUGCUGGAACAGCAACACCAAUGGCACCCACCGACUGGCUGCAGAUUGACGAUUUCCAUGCAAUUCUGGAUGUUAACCUGGUGGGGUUGAUUGAAAUCACCCUGAAGCUCCUGCCGCUUUUGAAAAGGGCUAAUGGAAGAGUGGUCAAUGUUGCCAGUGUUAUGGGACGAUUGGCAUUUUUAGGUGGUGGCUACUGCUUGUCCAAGUGGGGCGUGGAAGCUUUCUCAGACAUCUUACGGAGGGACAUGCAGCAUUUUGGAGUGAAGGUGAGCAUAAUUGAGCCAGGAUGCUUUCAGACUGGAAUAACUAGUUCUGAGGCCAUUGAGAGAGACCUGCUAAGACUUUGGAAUCAAUUAACUCCUGAGGUCAGAGAAUCCUAUGGCGAUCAAUACUUUGUUGAGUAUGUAAAAGCUCAAAGAUUGUCAAUGAAAAGAUUGUGCGACUCUGAUAUUUCUAAAGUCACAAACUGCAUGGAGCAUGCCCUGAUAGCAAAAUACCCCAGGACACGCUAUGGGCCUGGAUGGGAUGCAAAGUUCUUUUGGCUGCCCCUCUCCUAUGCACCAACUCUUCUCUCUGAUACGAUGCUGAGUAUGCUGCUUCCAACUCCAGCAGCCAGUAGAAAAUCAGUAUCCAGAGUUCCACUUGUUUAAUAUUUAGUACCACCAAAGUGGUGACUGGCUGAUUUUGAAAAGAAUUCUUCUCUCUUC